This is a messenger RNA of Owenia fusiformis, 3071 nucleotides long. Lineage: Eukaryota; Metazoa; Annelida; Polychaeta; Sabellida; Oweniidae. The record is from the annotation of a GenBank genome assembly.
CAACACAAAUAAUGACAUAUUGAUAGUCUCCCAACUUUUUUGUAGACAGUGUUUGGGGUUCAGUGUCUGUAAAAAAUGGCAGGUCAUGACAUUUUUCAUGUCAAUGUUUAGGUUUUAGACAUUUCAAGGACCCCUAAAGAACCCCUUUCCCUACACAUUAGUUAUAUCUUUGUGUGUACAACAUGCAUGUAUUGAAUGACUAAUUAAAGGGAUUACUAUAUUAUAUAAGUAAGACACUACACAAGGGGUUCUCAAUUUUCAUUUUCACAAUUCAUACCAUUUGUCAAAAUAGUCCUUCUUUUUAUGGUUCAACUCAUUUUCAAGUGGUGCCUGUACUCAAUCCCAGGUGGAUGCUAAUGUGAUCACUGAAUUACAAUCAUAGGGCUUCCAAAUAUUUCACAUGGACCACUAUUCAUACCUUUGAAACUACAGAUAAGUAUAAUUUUUUGAAAUGUUGUCAUACAGUAGCAACACAUUUUUCAGAUUACAUGAUAUACAAUUGUAUUCAUGAAUUAUUCAAAGCAUGGGAAUAACUCAUGGAUUUUUUUAGAUUAAAUAAUCAAUUUUUUUGUAUCAUCACAGCGCUGAGAAUCUGUAUUACUCCAAAUCUGGGACACAAAUUUUAGAAAUAAUAAAUACAUACAAUUUAAAACAUAUUUCUAAAAGCAUAAUUAAUUAUUUUUAAUUAUUUUUUUUAUUUAAUCAUCUCUUGAUCUAAAAAAAACCUUUAUGCUAUAAUGUAUGCCCUAUCAAGUUAUAACAAUAGCAACACUAGAAAAGUAUUGAUUUAAUCUGAUUAAUGGGAGUAUUUAUUUAUAUCAAAGCCAUUAAGAUACCAUCAAUAAACGGAAGCUUGUAAUUCAAUAGGAUAGACUCACAGGUAUUAAACCCAUUUUAUAUAAGUGGUGCUGUGUUUUGACAUCAACAAUGGGUGAUGUAACAUUGGUAUCUGGUUUCAAUGAGCUAUUAGAACAAUUAUGGAGUUCAAUGGGUUGAUUUGUGUGUUCUAAUUUGCUGCCAGACAGAACUCUCUUAUGUCUAAGGAUGUAGUUGUGGAUAUUAAAUUUGCUGCUCUGAUUUCGAUUGUUACUUAAAAGAAAAGGAUAUACAGUACUCUUUGACUUGAAAUAGAAUAUCUUAAUUGAGAUAUUCUGUCAGACUAAUUAAACCAAAAAUGGCUGCAUGCUUAGGACCAUCUAAAGAAAGUUUCAAUAAAAAUCUAAAUGAUUUAUGUAAAUAUCCAGAUGUAAAAAAUCCUAAGGAAAGAGUAACAAUUAACAUUAGUGGUCAUAUAUACAUUGUUUAUCGGGAGACUCUUGAUAAUAUACCUGGACAUCGUUUGUACAAACUAACCAAAGCUGAUCCAAGCUAUGACAGUGAGAAAGAUGAAUAUUUUUUCGAAUCAAAUCCAGUUCUCUUUCCAUACAUUAUGGACUAUUUCAAACAAGGAACUGUUCAUUUUCCGAAAUCGUUUUGCACGUUAACACUUCGAACUGCGUUAACAUUCUGGAAGAUUGAAGAUUCUGCAGUCCCAGUUUGCUGUUGGAAAGAGUUCACUAGAAGUAGCAUGGAGGUACAAGAAUACUUCAAAGUCUCGUUUCUCUUGAACUGGACUGGUAUUUUACACAGGAGUCUAGAUGAGAAGGCGACUAAGUGGGACCACUUCAAAAGAAAAGUCUGCAUUUUCUUAAAUGACCCAGCAUCCAGUUUUGGUUCUAAGAUUUGGGCGCUGUUCUUUCUGACAAAUCUGCUGGCAUCACUGUUCAUCAUCAUUGUGGAGAUGGAUGAGAAUUUCCGCGUCCCAGUUACAUGGAAUGUAACACAAUCAGUGAACAGAACUAACCCAAGAAUUACAAAAAUUACGAGAACAACCAUUCAUCCAACUUUAAAAAUAAUGGAAGGUUGGACAACAGUUUUUUUCACAAUAGAAUGGACUCUUCAGAUAAUUGUUACCAGAUGUCGUUUCUGGUUCUUCAAGCAGCCUGGAACAUACAUUGACCUCAUCAGCAACAUCGCAUCUUUUCUUGGAAUGAUUUUCAUAAUGCGUCCUGAAUUUGCAAAUGAUAUUUCUCAAGAACAGUUAUUGAUUGUCUAUGGUUUUGUCAACUUUGCCCGAUCCUUGAGGGUUUAUCGGCUUGUUCGAUUGGCGAAUUACUAUAGAUCAUUCCGUUUACUGAUUGCGGCUCUUUAUGCCAGUAAGAUGGAGAUAUUCUUGCUGUGUUUCCUGUUGGUGACUGGCAUGGUUGUGUUUUCUAUUUUCAUCUACUGGGCUGAGUUUCAAGUACAAGACGGCUUUCCGUCAGUCUCAGUUGGAUGCUGGUGGGCUAUCGUCACCAUGACAACAGUAGGGUAUGGUGACCUCCACCCAGCAUCAAUGGGAGGAUACAUUGUUGGAGCAUUGACAGCAAUCGUUGGACUGAUUUGCACAGGACUCCCUAUCCCAAUAAUUGGUAACACAUUUAAUGAAAUGUUCCAAGCUGCAAAGUUUGAAGAACAAUGGAAGGAAAAUCUGGAAAAUCGUGAGAAAAACUCUGCAGCAAAGCUUUCUAAAACAGAGCUAGAAUCAACUAACACAACAUGUUGCACGGUCCCUGAUGAUGACAAAGAGUCCCUGAAUGUUGGAUUGAAAAAGAUCAAUAUGGACAAUGGAUCGCCUUGUUGUAAAAACACAUAUGGUUUACCACAAAUCCAUAUGUAAGACUUCUACAUGUAUAACAUGUACAUUGUAUCAUAAAUAGUGAUGUCAACAGAUAAGAAUUUUGCUUUGAGUGUAAUUUGAACCUGAUUUAUGACAGAAUGAUUAAUGUUCUUUCAUUUCACAGAUAGCUAUGAAACAGUUCACAUUUUGGCUAAGUUGUGAUGUUUUCCAGAAGAUAUGUUGUAUCCAUUCUUUAGGGGAAAUAAAACAAAUGUAUGUGUAGUUGUUUAACUGUAUUUUCUCAUUAUUGAUUGUUGUUUAUAUGGAGUUUUGAAAUCAAAUCAUUGACUGAAAGGAGGGCUGAUUAAAUUUUACAAGGACAUACCAUGUGACUCAAAAAUGUGUUGCCCUCUUAUUUUGAAAUAAUACUCCC